ACAGGUUCCUGUUUGAGGGGAACGCAAGACCCCACCCCCCCACACAAACCAGUAUAAAGCUGCAGGUUGGCUGCACAAUGGGCUGUUGGAAAGUUCUCCUGCUCCCCAGGAUCUUCCUCUCACUGUGCAGUGCAUCAGGGAGACCAUGGGACCAUCCAGCAUCUGCCUUGUGGCUCUGCUUUCCCUACUGAUCCCGGCUCACUCGGCCCCUGAUCCCACCCUGGACACUCACUGGCAGCUGUGGGUUAAAACUCACCAGAAGAGCUAUAAGGAUGCGGAAGAGGAACGUGCCAGACGGACCAUCUGGGAGGAGACACUGAAAUUUAUCACAGUCCAUAACUUGGAAUAUUCCUUGGGACUCCACACUUAUGAGGUUGGGAUGAACCAUCUGGGAGAUAUGGGAACAUGCGGAUCUUGCUAUGCUUUUAGUGCCGUGGGGGCCCUGGAAUGCCAAUGGAAAAAGAAAAAGGGCAGACUGGUCUCAUUCAGCCCCCAGGAACUGGUGGAUUGUUCCAACAACAAUGGCUGUAACGGGGGAGGCAUCGGUUUGGCCUUUACAUACAUGAAGAAAUAUGGCGUUAUGGAGGAAUCCGCUUACCCAUAUACAGGAAAGAAAGGACCAUGCAGAAAGAAGCAGCCAGGCAAUAUUGGAGUAGUAAAGGCAAUCCACGAUCUGGAAAAGGGCAAUGAAAAUAUUCUUAUGAAUACUGUGGGAACAAUUGGACCCGUGUCUGUUGCCAUUAGCGCUUGCAGUAAAAAAUUCCAUCUGUUCAAGUCAGGUGUCUAUUACAAUUCAGACUGCUUCCCCGGCAAUGUAGACCAUGCUGUGCUUGUGGUUGGAUACGGUACAGAAAAUGGCAAGGACUAUUGGCUGGUUAAGAACAGCUGGGGAGUAAGCUAUGGGGACAAGGGAUACAUUAAAAUGGCUCGAAAUCGUGGCAACAACUGUGACAUUGCCUCCCAUGCCGUCUAUCCAACUGUGUGA
This is a messenger RNA of Xenopus tropicalis (tropical clawed frog), 985 nucleotides long. Its product is annotated as cathepsin S-like. The transcript is spliced from 7 exons. Bases 146 to 985 code for a protein of 279 amino acids. Gene Ontology annotation, biological process: proteolysis. NCBI's taxonomy places the organism in Eukaryota, Metazoa, Chordata, Amphibia, Anura, Pipidae. Gene Ontology annotation, molecular function: cysteine-type peptidase activity; cysteine-type endopeptidase activity. The record is from RefSeq and is a predicted model, not a curated record.